Portunus trituberculatus (swimming crab) is the source of this 1844-nucleotide messenger RNA. RefSeq lists its product as uncharacterized. The record is from RefSeq and is a predicted model, not a curated record. NCBI's taxonomy places the organism in Eukaryota, Metazoa, Arthropoda, Malacostraca, Decapoda, Portunidae. The transcript is spliced from 3 exons. Bases 673 to 1086 code for a protein of 137 amino acids.
AAUCCACUUAUCAAAAAAUAACCCCACAUGCAGAAGAAGAUGAAGGACGUUUUGGGGCUAUCUUGGUGAAUUAUAGGCAGAUUGAAGAGAUUCUGUCUGUACUCAGUGCUGGCAGACUGCAAAUGAAGCACAAGAAGAGUGGGGGUCCCACCUAUCGGCCAGCUGCGGAACUCUGUGGCGCACAAUUUGAAAAUGCGGUUGGGCCAAACCGCAUAUAAGCAAACAGAUCACGCAAAUUAAAUUAAUUACAAUAUUUUUUCGGUCACAUUAUAACAAAACCAAUAAAUCGAGUUACCUGUGUUUGAUGGACAGGUGGCUCACAGAGGGUACUUGAGCCUUUCAUCACCAGAAUCUCUCAGUAUUUAUAUUUUAGUUCUUUCCUCCAACUUUACAAAACCUCUUUGAAUAACAGUAAAUGGCAAAACCUUUCUAAGAUUUAGUCCCCCUCAUCGUUUCUUGUACUUUCACAAAAAUAUCAUAUAACUUUGUUUCAUAUUUGUCUCCUUUAUUUUGAUCUUCCAUCUAAUUUACCUUUUUACAAUGUAUAAAAAUACCAAACAACUUCAAGACAUCCCACAUUCCUUCCCUAUCAGUUCUGCCCCUUAAUAGAUGUGAGUUUAACUUUGACGAGCAAGUGACGUCACUCCAUCUCACAGAACUUCCUUUCCCCUAAUGGGAUCACCAAGAGUCCCUGCAGUAAAGGACGUCAUCCCUUUCUGGCUCCUCCUCCUCUGCCCUUCAAUCUCCUUCUGGCAUUUUUUUUUACUUUAUUCCUUUUUGUUGCAGGCUUCUGGGUGUCCAGCAGCACAAAAGCUUUCAGAGACACUUGUGUCAAAUGCAACAUGGAGAGGAGUGAGGAUGUUCACAGCAAAUUUGGUUCAAGAUUUCUUUUUCACAAAAGGCUUCUGGGUGUCCAGCAGCACAAAAGCUUUCAGAGACACUUGUGUCAAAUGCAACAUGGAGAGGAGUGAGGAUGUUCACAGCAAAUUUGGUUCAAGAUUUCUUUUCCACAAAAGGCUUCUGGGUGUCCAGCAGCACAAAAGCUUUCAGAGACACUUGUGUCAAAUGCAACAUGGAGAGGAGUGAGGAUGUUCACAGCAAAUUUGAUUCAAGAUUUCUUUUCCACAAAAGGUGUGGGUAGUGCACAUACUUUCACCCAUAGGAUUGUAUGUCAUCAUGUUCAUAAAUUUUAUGGCUUGACAACAUUGUGGUGACCUUUGUGUGCAUCAAGUCAUUUGAUUUCAUGUAUAUGUUUAUUUAGAAUGCAUAAGUUUAUGAAAUGUUUAAUUGAUAAAUGUUACUUAUAAAGAGAUCUUGCAUUUUGAAAAUUUGUUAAACUCAGAGAUCUGCAUUAUGAGGAUCAAAAGGGUCUCGGUAGUGUCUCUAUUUAUAAUGCUAGUCUUUGAAGACAAACUUCAAGUAAUGUUUUAUUAUUAGCGAUUUUGGAGCAAAGGGGAACUGAUGUACGGAUCAUGUCUAGCAGCUGUCCCUUGCCCUGCUCCUCAGAUUCUGCCUUGUUAAGGUAACACUCAAUGUCGUUUGUUGCUUCUUGAGACCUGUCCUACGUCAUGGAUGUGAACGUGAUAGAGAUGGGUAGGAAGGACCUUGACUUAGCUCUAAGGGCCUUUAAAGAAGGGGAAGCUGGUGGAACUGAUGGGACCUUAGGCAAGUUCAUGAGAUAUGGAGAAGGAAAACUGAGUAAUGAAAAUGGAAGAAAGAUAGUGAAAGCUUGAUUAGGGAAGGUAAACAAGACAGGAUGGAAUAGUAUUUUGAAUAGUGGUUGAUGACUGAAAUACAUUUAUUUAGCCAGCUUGUUGCUGCUAAGUUACUCAGAAACUCUAAAA